Rotaria sordida is the source of this 321-nucleotide messenger RNA. The record is from the annotation of a GenBank genome assembly. NCBI's taxonomy places the organism in Eukaryota, Metazoa, Rotifera, Eurotatoria, Philodinida, Philodinidae.
AUGAGAAGUGUAUUUCAUCGAUUUGUCUUGUACUCAACACUGUAUGUAGCUCAAAAUGAUGUAUUACAUUUGAAUGUUGGUGUUGUAUAUUUUUGUACAUUAAGAUCAACAUUAACUUUUAUUAAAGGUAUUAUAUUUGAUACAUUAUUCGAUAUUGAUCAAAAGUUAUUACUCGAUCGUGAUAAUCGUAUUUUUCUUGAUUAUGAUCCUGAAUUAUUUAAACUUAUGUUAAAUCAAUUAAGACAAUGGAUUGAAAGUAAUGAUAAUGAUCAAUUUUUUGAACUACCAAAAACAUCGUUCUAUGAUCGUCAACGAUUUUGA